AUGGGGGAGAAUGAUGAUGAAAUCGCUUCAAAUCCAAAUCAGAAACCAAACUUUUGGGACUAUCUUAGUCCCAGGGACAAGGAAGAAUAUCUUUCCCUCAAAUCACUCCUUGACGAAUCAAGCACAAAGAGAAAUAGAGGUCAUAGAAUGGAAGCAUUCGAUGGCAUACUAGAGGCCAUACAUCGCUAUGCAGAACGCCAUGAUGAUGACGAUUGGCGGCGCUUCUUGGUAUGCGGCGUAUGCUGGAUGGAUAAUAUGAUCGCUAUCAACACAAGGCAAUUAAGAUUGCUUAUUUCCAAGUGUAAAUCAUCGAUAAAUGGAUCAUUUCAGAAGAUGGGUUAUACAACAAGUCAAUCACAUACAGAAUCAAGAAAAUUUUUGUUCGGCAAGAUUCCGUUAUUGAAAGGUAACUUUAACGAACUGCGCCAAUGGACUAUCAGAUCAAGAGCUCCUCAACCGCAACAAAUCGAAGCUUAUGCGGUUAGUCAUUCAUACCAAAUUCCACAAGAUCCUUCUCAGCCAAUACAGAUGCAGAUAUCACUUAAUCCUCAGAUCGCACAAUCAAUACGCACAGAAAAUCAACCAUUACAGCAGAAUCUUAUCAUUCCACAAAAUAUAAUGGAAUUGCGGAGUCAACAGCAAAAUCAGAACCAGUCUCAGAAGCCUUCAGCUCCUUCCCAUCCCGUUCUUCCAAUACUUGCUGACCAUACUCAGAAAUCUUCGCCACUUCAACCGCCGCCAAUUUCUGACUUAUUGGCUUCAAAAUCACCGACGAACGAUGGCCCACAGAUUGCUGAUCUCCUGGCUAUUAAGCCACCUUCUCCAAAUAUACCAGAACAGGAUCCUUUGUUAGUUGAAAAGUUUUGCCCUCUUAAGUUCCGUUCCAAAUGCACCCAACUCCGGAUUUGA
Messenger RNA from Trichomonas vaginalis G3, 909 nucleotides. Its product is annotated as transcription-initiator DNA-binding domain ibd family. The record is from RefSeq and is a predicted model, not a curated record. The transcript has a single exon. The coding region runs from base 1 to 909 and encodes 302 amino acids. NCBI's taxonomy places the organism in Eukaryota, Parabasalia, Trichomonadida, Trichomonadidae.